CACCGGAAGUGUUAAAAACAUCACUUUUCUUCCUGGAGCUGAACAAAUUCCACAAAACGCGACAUUUUCCCCGUUUCUUUCACAAAUCCGCGGAUUUAACCGGCGCCAUGUCCGAGGAGAACAUCUUCCUGUUCGUGCCCAACCUCAUCGGUUAUGCCCGUGUGGUGCUGGCGUUCCUCUCCUUCUUCCUGAUGCCCUACUGUCCGUGGCCUGCUGUCUUCUGUUACCUCCUCAGCGCUCUUCUCGAUGCGUUUGAUGGACAUGCUGCCAGAGCCCUCAACCAGUCGACAAAGUUUGGAGCGAUGAUGGACAUGUUGACUGACCGCUGUGCCACCAUGUGUCUCCUGGUCAAUCUGUCCCUGCUCUAUCCCUCCUACACCUUCCUCUUCCAGGUGAGCAUGUGUCUGGACAUCAGCAGCCACUGGCUCCACCUGCACAGCUCUACAAUAAAAGGCUCGUCGAGUCACAAAACCAUCGACCUGUCCGGAAACCCCAUCCUUCGAGUCUACUACACCUCUAAGCCGGUUCUGUUUGCGAUGUGCGCUGGAAAUGAGCUUUUCUUCUGCCUCCUCUAUGUCCUCUACCACAUCGAGGAGCCUGCAGGAUGGCUGUACGGGCUGCUGUUCGUCUGCGCUCUCGUCUCUUUGGCCAAAUCGGCCAUUUCCGUGGUGCACCUUGUCACCGCGUCCCAGAACAUGGCGGCCAUCGACACGGCUGAGCGACAGGGGGCCAAGAAGCAGUGAGAGAGGUGAGCGUGACAUCACCAUGACAACGAGCCGCACGCCAUCACCUUGACAACAACAAUCCACACGCCGCCGGGGAAUCACCAUGACAACAAUACGUACGUGAAACAGGAACAUCACCAUGACAACAAUCCGAAUUCUGCCGGACAGGAAGUACAAGUGGAGGGAGGAGAGCGUGCAGCACCGUCAUGAGGAGACGGAGCGCUAAAAUGAGAGGAGGUGCACAGGGACAUGCUGGAGUUUAGGGAGUUUUAGUUUUGUUUUUUUGUUUAAAUUGUUGUUAAUGUAGAUUCAGAGGAGCAGACAGGAGCAGAGACAUUUACAGAAGCUGAGGACUGAACGAGGACUGAACGAGGACUGAACGAGGACUGAUCGAGGACUGAUCGAGGACUGAACCAGGACUGAACCAGGACUGAACCAGGACUGAACCAGGACUGAACCAGGACUGAACCAGGACCGAACCAGGACCUUUUAUAGGGACUUUAAAAGCCCGUGUUGACUGCAUCUUUCAUCCCUGGGUUUUUGCUCCUGUCGGCUCCUCCUGUGUCGUCAUAGAAACUGCAAACACUCCCUGAAUUCAGUCCUGUCCCUUCAAAGGUGCACUGUGGAACUUUUCUGGUGAAGGGUCCCUCACCUGCUCAUAUCCAUGGAGAUGUCAUUGCCUUGGUUGGAAUGUUCCACAGCACAGCAUUAAACUCAUCACUCAAACGUCACCAGGACAAGUUACAGCUCAGAUCUGUGGAGAGGCGAGGCCACUCUCUGUAAGAAUGAAGUUUUUCAAGGUAAUUUUAAGCAUUUUAACACCUGUUAUUGAAUACAUGCAGGAAUGAUGAGUUUAAUGCCAUACAGUGGAACAUUCACUCAAAUACGAUACAGUUGCCACGAAGAUGAGCCUACGCCAAACUCUCCAUCAGAAAAGUGACACAGAGCAGCUUUAACUUUAGCUGCGCCUCCAGAGCAAACUGAACAAAUCACGACCAAACUCACGACAUUCACAAACAUGAGAGCAGCUCAGUGAAACCAGGCCUCAACGUCACGAGACGCCAUUUUAGAUACAACGCCGUGGUCUAAGAUGGAGGACAGGGGUCUGUAGAGCGCUCUUGAGAGUUCAGUGUUUUUAAAUAAAUCUCUAAACUUCUGCUCCACAAAUAUUGAAAUAUUAGUUUGGGAUUACCUCCACAAAUUUGUCAUAUUAAUCUUAACUGACAACACUCACGUCUUUGAGCUUGACUUCACUUUAUGAAGAUAUUGUGGAAAAAACAAAAAAUUGUUUAUUUAAACUGACAAAAGGCACUGAGAUGUUAACCAUGGACCAGAUGAACACAUCUGCAAACUCCACCUGAGAGCUUUGACCUCUGACCUCAGAUCGGGGUAAACUGUGGGCAGUACUAUUGGCUGUGGUGCGUUCGAGGCCUGGGGAAAAGUCUGGUAUUUUUGAUUCAAGCACAGUGGUUUUAUUAAAAUGUCUGAAAAUAGAUUUAUUUGGUGAGAAAUAUUAAGAGUAUUAAAGAGAAGAGAAGAAUAUUAAAACAGCAGAAUUUAGUCUGAUUUAGAGCACUGUUUGUACAAAUGUGUAUGUGUUUAAGCUACGAGCCACCAAAGAGGACUAGACCGGGACUAGACCGGGACUAGACCGGGACUAGACCGGGACUAGACCGGGACUAGACCGGGACUAGACCGGGACUAGACCGGGACUAGACCGGGACUAGACUCAUAAAGUUAACAGUUAGUUUUGAAAGUUGAACUGAUCAUGGUUUAGUCUUGAUUUAGACCCAGUUCAGACCUAGUUUAGAUGUGGGUUAGAACUAGUUAGGACCUUGUUUAGUCCCAGUUUAGUGCCGGUUCGUGGCUUAAGUCUUUAAGUGAAUUUCCAGUCAAAUGUUAAAUUAUUCACAUAAUUAUUGUUAAAAUUAGACAAGUUUGUGUUUUAUUUCCUGGUGUUUUUUUAUUAUUGUUAUUACUAUUAUUAUGACAGAAAUUCCAUGUUUUUGUUGUUUAGAGGUAAAAGACGAUGUUUUAUUCCAUUACAAACCUGUGUGCGGGCAGAUGGGGGUUUGGUGCUUUUAGACGCUUCUGUCCUCGUUCAGACCUCGGCUUUGGAAAAUAUUUAUAGAAUUUUGGUUUAAUUUGGAAUUUUCACUUUGGUUUGGACUGAAAACGUGGAACUCAAAGUCACAUCAACACGAAAAAGACAGGGGAGAGCCACCCGAUGACAUCACGAGGUGGACACUACACUAGAACACUUAGAACAGGGUUAAAGUCCCACGGCGGGAUAUUUCAUAAUAUUACGUCUGAUUUAGAGGGAGAAAAGGUGGUUUAGAAGAAUAACAUUUGUUUAAGAUGGUAUACAGGUCCAGUGUUUCUCAAACUGGUCCCAUUCCUUCAGGUGGGACUGGGGCAGAGCUUCAGUUUGUGGGUUUGUCUCAUUACAGUUUAUUUGGGACACUUUUUCUGUCAUCAUUUGGAUCAUUUCUGUUUAAACUACAGUGGAAAUGAUGUAGCCCCCUUUUAGACCUGGAAUAGUCCUGUUAUAGACCUGGUUUAGCCCUAGAUUAGACCUGGUAUAGAUCUGGUGGCACUCGGAAGCCAAACUUUUCUUGGUCAAAUAAUCUACAGCAGUGUCUCAAACUUUUCACAAAGUCUCAGGUCUGAUUGAGCCCAGAAGUUUUUAUUUUUAUUUUUGUAGUUUUCCACAAGCUGCAGUACCGUGAGUGGUCUGUAGAGGGCGCAACUGUAGCUCUGUUUAUGUGAAUGUAAAAAUGUUAAAUAUAAGAAAUGGAAGCAAACCCAAGUCGUAUUUAAAGCUCAUUGUUUUUGCUGAACUGUAAAAGACAAUUAAAUAAACCUGUUGUUUGGAUGU
Periophthalmus magnuspinnatus is the source of this 3603-nucleotide messenger RNA. It is a transcript of the gene cdipt, whose product is annotated as CDP-diacylglycerol--inositol 3-phosphatidyltransferase (phosphatidylinositol synthase). Bases 108 to 743 code for a protein of 211 amino acids. The record is from RefSeq and is a predicted model, not a curated record. Lineage: Eukaryota; Metazoa; Chordata; Actinopteri; Gobiiformes; Gobiidae. Gene Ontology annotation, molecular function: CDP-diacylglycerol-inositol 3-phosphatidyltransferase activity. The transcript has 7 exons. Gene Ontology annotation, cellular component: Golgi apparatus; membrane. Gene Ontology annotation, biological process: phosphatidylinositol biosynthetic process.